Messenger RNA from Neoarthrinium moseri, 1731 nucleotides. RefSeq lists its product as uncharacterized. The transcript is spliced from 5 exons. NCBI's taxonomy places the organism in Eukaryota, Fungi, Ascomycota, Sordariomycetes, Amphisphaeriales, Apiosporaceae. The record is from RefSeq and is a predicted model, not a curated record. Bases 1 to 1731 code for a protein of 576 amino acids.
AUGUCCGGAGCCACCUCGCGACUCAAGACCUUACUGGGGCAUCUCACUUCAGCGGCCACAACGCCGCCGGCUGAGUAUGUUCACAGCCACCAUAUUCAUCAGUUGUCCCCUACUUUCUUUCUGGAACGGGCUGCGGCCAUUGAACCUGAUGCUCCAGCCAUCUACCACGUAACGGCGAACAACAAGAUCCUGAGGAGAUCUUACAUUGAGUUCGCAGACCGCGCACGGGGACUUGCGUACUUCCUUCUAAAGCGCGGCUUCAAAAGGGUUGGAAUUCUGGCCACUAACACACCAGCAUUCCUGGAAUCAAUCUUUGGUAUCAUUGCGGCUCGUGGCGUGGUUGUCCCAGUCAACUACCGUUUAAAACCGGAUGACAUCACCUACAUCUUCGACUUUGCAGAGGUUGAUUCCAUUAUCGUAGAUCAGGAAUACGAGCCUCUACUAGAAGACUUUAAAAAGUCACACCCCAAUGUCACCUUCAUCAUAGACACUGAUACUGAUGCCACCGAAGGCCAGCUGUGUGGCCCGUUUGAUGAAGCAAUUCUAGAAGGCCUUCAGUACGACACCUCCCAAGGAAGUAAGGGAUGGGCCGGAUUGCACUCGCAGUGCUCAAACGAGGAUGAUAUGCUAGCUAUUCCCUUCACCUCCGGUACAACAUCUCGCCCGAAAGGCGUCAUCUACACCCAUAGGGGAGCGUAUCUUGCAAGCUUAGCAAAUAUCAUCGAAUCUGGCCUAAACUAUAAUAAUGGGAGAUGUAGGUAUCUCUGGACGCUACCAAUGUUCCAUGCAAUGGGCUGGACAUUCCCCUGGUCUAUAACCGCGGUGCGAGGAACGCAUUACUGUCUCAGAAAGAUUGACUACCCUCUGAUUUGGAAGCUGCUCAAGGAAGAGAAGAUCACGCACUUCAAUGCGGCUCCUACAGUGAAUACCCUCCUGUGUGCCUCAAAGGAGGCCGAGAAGCUCCCAGAACCCGUAAGGGUGACUGUAGCAGCAAGCCCACCGACUGCGCACCUGUUCCAGCAAAUGACGGAUCUCAAUCUGCACCCAGUACAUGUCUAUGGUCUGACAGAGACUUAUGGGCCGAUCACCAAAGGGUAUCCGAUGCCUGAAUGGGACGCUCUCCCGCUGAACGAGAAAUAUGGGAAAAUGGCGCGCCAAGGACACGGAUUCGUCACAAGUCUGCCGAUAAGGAUAAUCAAGCCAGAUCAACCUGAUGGUGUACUGAUUGACGUGACCAAGGAUGGCAAGGAAAUUGGAGAAAUCGUAUUUAUCGGCAACAUCUGUGCCAAGGGCUAUUACAAGGACGCGGAGGCCACGCGCAAACUUUUCCUUGGUGGUGUACUGCAUUCCGGAGACUUGGCAGUGUGGCAUCCGGACGGAAGUGCUCAAAUACAGGACCGGGCUAAAGACAUCAUCAUCUCAGGAGGCGAGAAUAUCUCGUCUGUCGCCCUCGAGAGCAUGCUGGUGCAGCACCCCGAUGUCCUGGAGGCUGGAGUCGUCGCGGUGCCUGACUCGCACUGGGGAGAACGCCCAAAGGCAUACCUGACUGUCAAGGAAGGGAAAAGGCUAGAGCCGCAAGACAUGAUCAACUGGGCCAAAAACAACAGCUCGAUCAGCAAGUUCAUGGUGCCGCGAGAGGUUGAAGUUGUGGAUGAGCUCCCCAAGACAAGCACUGGAAAGAUUCAGAAGAAUGUUCUGAGGGAGUGGUCUAAAAAGGGCAGGAAAGAGUGA